AAAAAAUUCUUUUAUUAUUAGUUAAUAACUACUAAAAGAUACGAACACCAAUUUUUUGGGUAUUGAUAAAUUUAAAACUGAUUAGGAUAAUGAUCAAAUACCAACAAAGCUCGUUCUGUCACCAGGACUCUCCUACCACAUAUAUCAGUUAAAAAACGUCGACCAACACACCCUUGACCUAAAUGCAUCGGCCUAUACUUUUUACAGGUAAAUAACAGCCUAUUUGACGCCAUUGUUAUGGAGACAGGAAAGAGAAAACGAAAGAGGAAUGAAGAGAUUGAAUCAAGUAAUGCAGACGAACAAAGGGCCAAUUGCUCAUCGACGGGGAAGAGUGGACAACAACAAAUUUCAACACAAGGUUUUUGAUCCCAUUGAGUAUUGCUGAAAAUUCAACAUGUAAUAUCAAGCGCGGGAGUCCAAAAUCAAGAUUAUUAAUAGCCACAAAAUUAAUCAUUUGGGAUGAAGCACCAAUGACUCACAAGUAUUGCUUUGAGGCUCUAGACAAGACACUCACAGAUAUUUGCUCAUCUGUAAAUCCAAAGAAUGAAGAGUUGCCCUUUGGUGGAAAAAUUGUUGUUCUAGGAGGGGAUUUUCGACAGACGCUACCAGUAAUCCCUAAAGGCAUGGGUGAAGAAAUUGUCAUGUCGGCAAUAAACUCAUCAUACUUAUGGGAUUGUAUAUAUUCAAGUCAUGCAUCUCACAAUAAACAUGAGGUUGAUGCAUCAAAUCAACAUACUGGAUAGGGAAGAAGUUGAGCGAUUUGCUAGGUGGAUAUCACAGAUUGGUGAGGUCACUAUCGGUAAGGAGUCUGACAGAGGCAUUGAAGUUGAAAUACCACCUGAUUUGUUGAUCCACUCGAAUGGGGAUAACUUCAAAGCCAUUGUUGACAGUACUUAUCCAGACUUGCACAACAAUCUGACAAAUUUUGACUACUUGGAAGAGAGAGCGAUCCUGGCACCAACUUUGGAAAUAGUAGAGGGCAUAAACAACCACAUCCUUUCAAUGCUACCAGGGGAAGAGGUAAAAUAUUUCAGCUACGACAACAUAUGUCCCACUGCGGCAAGUAGUUCCGGCGAUGAUGACAUAUAUCCACAGGAAUAUUUAAACAACAUUUCAAUAUCCGAAUUGCCAAAUCAUGUGCUUAGCCUCAAAAUAGGUAUCCCUAUAAUGUUAUUGCGCAAUAUUGAUCAAUCUACAGGUCUGUGUAAUGGAACACGAGGGGUGAUAACAAAAUUGGGGAAACGCAUCUUGGAAGCCGAAGUCCUCACCGGACCGAGCAAAGGGAAUAAAAUAUUGAUUCCAAGGAUGAAUCUAUGCCCAACAGAUACAACGUUGCACAUAAAACUUCAGAGGAAACAAUUCCCAAUUUUAGUAUGCUUUGCAAUGACUAUCAACAAAAGUCAGGGGCAAACACUAGCACAUGUUGGACUUUAUUUGGAAAAAAGUGUAUUCACGCAUGGGCAAUUAUAUGUGGCAGUUUCAAGAGUCAAGAGCAGAAAUGAGUUGAAAAUUUUGUUGGGUGGAGGAGAAGGGUGCAAUACAACAACAAAUGUUGUAUAUAAAGAAGUCUUUCAAAAUGUUUGAUUUUCCUAUAAAGC
This is a messenger RNA of Cuscuta europaea, 1598 nucleotides long. The record is from the annotation of a GenBank genome assembly. NCBI's taxonomy places the organism in Eukaryota, Viridiplantae, Streptophyta, Magnoliopsida, Solanales, Convolvulaceae.